AUGCUCGAGCGCCGGAAAGGAGCUUUUGCUUUGGAUGGACGACUUGGGGACCACCCAGCUAUGGCACAGAUACGGGUUAAAGACGACGCCCAACCGGUGGCCGUCCCCAUGUACGGCACGUCCCCCGCCAAGAAGGAAGUUAUCGACGAGCAGCUUAGCAAGUGGUUUGAGCAGGAAGUUAUCGAGGACUCGCGAAGUCCUUGGAGUGCGCCAGUGGUGAUCGCUUACCGCAAUGGAAAACCACGCUUC
Schizophyllum commune H4-8 is the source of this 249-nucleotide messenger RNA. RefSeq lists its product as uncharacterized. The record is from RefSeq and is a predicted model, not a curated record. The transcript has a single exon. Lineage: Eukaryota; Fungi; Basidiomycota; Agaricomycetes; Agaricales; Schizophyllaceae. The annotation marks the transcript as partial.